Molecule: messenger RNA, 607 nt
Organism: Paramecium sonneborni
Lineage: Eukaryota; Ciliophora; Oligohymenophorea; Peniculida; Parameciidae
Source: the annotation of a GenBank genome assembly
AUGUUUUUAUUGAUACUUAUUUCGAUAGCGUUUGCUUAAAUCUAAGAAAUAGAUUGCGAUGUAAUCAAUAGAUUAUUAUAAAGAUGUAAAAUAUAUGUAAUAAUUUAGAAAGAAUAUGAGAUAAAAUAACCAAUAAUUUUAAUGUUUUAUUUUAAGUAUGGUGCAAUUUAUUAAUAAAUCAAAUCAACUUGGUUGUAAUAAAUAUUUUUAAUUUAGACAAUAUUCUCUUACAUAUCCUUAAUAUUAAUAUAUGUAAUUAGAUAUGAAAGAAUAUGCAGAAUAAUGUAUUAUUGGAAUUUUUGAGCAUAAUUAUCUUCCAUAUGGAAUAUACAUAAAUGAUAAAUAUGAAUUCCACGCUGAAUUAAUUAGAGAAUCAAUUCAGCUGAAGGAAUAUUUAGAAUAAACAAGAAAUUUUAAUUUUAACCCCUUACCUUAAUUCAAUAAAUAUAGAAAAUUGUAGAAUUUGCUUACAAACUACAUAUUUGUAAUAUAAUUAGUAAAUUAGAUAUAAAGUAUGAAAGCGAUAGGAGUUAUUGCAUUUGUUAUAUUUGCUAUUUGGCUUAGAUUAUAAAUAUAUAAAGAUAAAGAUAAAGAUAAGGUGGAAUGA